GAGGUGGCAGUGUGAUUGCCUCUAUGGUGAUUGCUUGGUGAUUGUUUUUUGGUUGAAGGAAGUGGGAUAGAAAAAAAGACAAUGGCUCUCGCAAGAUUUCUGGAUCAUUGUAAAGCUACGUAUACACAAAGUGCUAGAAUUUUCCUCACGGAUAAUGUAUCUAGCGAUGUCCUGAGACCAGUGCUUGUAAGACUGGAAACCCUUGAAAGGAGCAUAAGAUGGGCAAGAGGGAGGAUCCUCCAUCUUAAUGAUGCUGAUGAACUUCUUCCAUUAGUUAGCGAAUUUAUUCAACUUGUGAAAACCGCUUUGUCAACUGAGGAAGGUACCUUUGGAUAUCAAGCCCCACUGGUCCAGGCAAGUGAUUUUGGGCGAUCCAGCUACCAUGUCACCAAAGAACAACUGAGAUUCCUACUCUCAUAUGGAUUUACAGCUUCCCAGAUGGCUGAAGUCUUGGAAGUAUCAGUCAGUACAGUCAAACGGAGACUGAGGCGGUUCCACUUAUCUGAAAGCAUGAGGUAUGCACACCUUUCGGAGGCCGAACUUGACGAAGUCGUUCGGCAGUUGGUUGGAGAGAAUGAACAAAUUGGAUCUAAUGCUGUUCGGGCCAGAAUGGCUACUAUGGGUGUACGAGUUCAGCGGAGGAGAGUGAGGGAGAGUUUGAUCCGAGUGAACCCAGCCGGAGCUGCACACAGAGCACUAUCUCAUCGACUACACCGGAGAACCUACAAUGUUGCAGGUCCUAACUCUCUGUGGCACAUAGAUGGGAACCACAAGCUGAUCAGGUGGAGAAUAGUGAUCCAUGGGGGGAUCUGUGGCUUCAGCAGACUGGUUGUAUUUUUGCAAGCUUCUGACAACAACAGGGCUGGCACAGUGUUUGACCAGUUUGUUCAAGCCACAGCUAGGUAUGGUGUUCCAUCUCGAGUUAGAUGUGACCACGGAGGAGAAAACAAUACAGUUUGUUUGUUUAUGAAUAUCUAUCAUGGAUCUGAAAGAGGAAGUGCCAUCCGUGGUAGAAGUGUGCACAACCAGAGGAUCGAGAGACUUUGGGGAGAUCUUUGGCGAGGUAUGACUAAUGUGUACCACCAGCUUUUCUCCUUUCUUGAGAGUGAUGGAGUCAUUGACUGUACCAACGAGCGACACAUGUGGGCACUGCAUCAUGUGUACAUUCCCCGGAUAAACCGGGACUUGGAGGUUUUCAGGGAACAGUGGAACAAUCAUGGAUUGCGCACUGCUGGCUACCACACCCCAUAUCAGAUGUUUGUCAGAGGUUGUCUUCAGAGGCAAACAUCAUCGCUCACUGCCAUGGCAGAGAUUUUUGGACACAGACCUGCCCAAGAAGUUGCAAUUCCUGCUGUGGAUUGGCACGAAGUUGUUACAGUUCCUGCUAACCAAUUCAGUCCAACCCAGGCACAGAUGCAACAAUUGCAGGAUGUGGACAUUCUUGCAGGACCUGUUGGUAGUCUAGCUAUUGAUGCACUGCAAACCGUAAUUAAUAUUCUGCAACAAUAGCUUCUUGUCGAUUGUUUCUGUUGUAAUAAGGAUGUUCAACUAUUAAUUGUUGGCGCUCUCUCUCUCUCUCUCUCUCUCUCUCACUCUCUCACUCUCUCACACACACACACACACACACACACACACACACACAUAUAUGUAUACGUGUGUGUGUGUACAUACGCAUGUGUGUGUGUACAUACGCGUAUAUAUGUAUACAUUAAGGUCUCUGAGCUUUAAUUUUUUUAAGAUCCUUGUGUAGAAUCUUGGUGGAAUGCUUCCUGUACCGAUAAAUAAAAAAAUAAAAAACAA
This is a messenger RNA of Carassius auratus (goldfish), 1800 nucleotides long. RefSeq lists its product as uncharacterized. Gene Ontology annotation, molecular function: nucleic acid binding. Lineage: Eukaryota; Metazoa; Chordata; Actinopteri; Cypriniformes; Cyprinidae. The transcript is spliced from 5 exons. Gene Ontology annotation, biological process: DNA integration. The record is from RefSeq and is a predicted model, not a curated record. The coding region runs from base 82 to 1509 and encodes 475 amino acids.